Aspergillus mulundensis is the source of this 750-nucleotide messenger RNA. Its product is annotated as putative nucleoside-diphosphate-sugar epimerases. Bases 1 to 750 code for a protein of 249 amino acids. Lineage: Eukaryota; Fungi; Ascomycota; Eurotiomycetes; Eurotiales; Aspergillaceae. The transcript is spliced from 3 exons. The record is from RefSeq and is a predicted model, not a curated record.
AUGCGCCUCAUUCUCACUGGCGCCACAGGCGUCGUCGGCUCUGCAGCCCUCAACCACAUCCUCAGCCUCCCAAAGGGUGAGAUCUCCGCCUUGUAUAUCCUCAGUCGCAGUCCCGUGCCUACAGCCGAAGACAAGCCAAAUGUUACGGUUAUCCAGCACAAGAACUACAACGAGUAUCCGCCUGAGCUGUUGGAGAAAUUGAAGGGAGCGGAUGGAUGUAUUUGGGCGCAGGGCAUUUCGCAGACGUUGGUUUCGAAGGAGGAUUAUAUCAAGAUCACUCUCGACUACCCCCUUGCUGCGGCAGAGGCUUUCUCGACACUGUCAGACUCGUUCAACUUUGUCUAUGUAUCUGGGGAGGGUGCAACGCAAACCCCCGGCAUGUUUACACCACUCUUCGGCCGUACAAAAGGACAAGCUGAGUCGGCACUUCUGGAUCUAGCCAAGAAAUAUCCCAGUCUGAAACCCUUCUCCGUGCGCCCUGCCUAUGUAGAUACAGCGAACGACCCCGAGACUCUAAAAGCCAGGCUCCAACGGCCAGAGCAGCAGUCUUUCAAGGCAAAGGCGCUGCACGCUUUCUUUGGUCCGUUGAUGCGGAAUGUGCUCACGAAGAGUGAUUCGCCCACGGAGCACCUGGGCAAGUUCUUGACGGAUCUUGCGAGGGGCGAUGGAAAACUGUUACCUGAGCAGGGAGUUGCUGGAGAUGGCAGGAUCAUUCCGAAUGUCGUUUUCCGAAAGAUCGUUGGGCUUUGA